AUGUUACCACCUGCAAAUGCCGCUAUGCUUCAAAAGUCCCUUGAAUUAACGACGAAGCUGGUUGCCGCCAGUAGCAGCGCUGUGACCACGGUGACGAGCGAAGGUAGCCAGCUAGUUGCGGCUUACGGUCCACAAAUGCUGGAAAAGGCAUCCGGUAUAACUCACGUUGUUUAUCAGGGCGCUGGCGAGGCCACCGAGUGGGGAAUUGAGAACCCUCUUCUGGCUACAGCCGCCGUUGUUGGCAGUGCAGGCGUUCUUGUCAUUGCUGCCCCAGGCAUAGUAACUAUGCCGGCUCUUGCAGCCAUGGGAUUCACCUCUACGGGGGUUCAACUUGGUUCUGCCGCUGCUGUCGUUCAAGGAACUAUUGGAAAUGUCGCGGCUGGCAGCCUGUUUGCAGUGGCGCAGAGCGCUGGCGCAGGCGGCGCAGGCCUGGUAGCGAUUAACGGGGGUGUUCAAGCUGGGGGAGCGUUGGCUGCUGCCGGCGGAGGGCUUGCGUGGCUGAGGUCAAAGGUUAUGGGCUUGUCGUAG
Molecule: messenger RNA, 528 nt
Organism: Arthroderma uncinatum
Lineage: Eukaryota; Fungi; Ascomycota; Eurotiomycetes; Onygenales; Arthrodermataceae
Exons: 4
Coding region: 1-528 (175 amino acids)
Cellular component (GO): membrane
Source: RefSeq, a predicted model, not a curated record